Molecule: messenger RNA, 2447 nt
Organism: Pygocentrus nattereri (red-bellied piranha)
Lineage: Eukaryota; Metazoa; Chordata; Actinopteri; Characiformes; Serrasalmidae
Gene: fam110a
Product: family with sequence similarity 110 member A
Exons: 2
Coding region: 277-1566 (429 amino acids)
Source: RefSeq, a predicted model, not a curated record
GAACAGGUUCGUCUAGUUUUACUUUCCGUGCCAACGUGCGCGACCGCUCCGCUCGCGCGUUCUCUCACCCCAAAACCUCAGAGGUUUGAUGAAAUUGCGAGUGUCUCUUCGGUAAAUAAGGACACACUUGGAGGUCAGGAGCUUCAGGGGCUUUAAGAGUGAGGCAGAGAAGCCAGUCUUAGAGACACAAACACAGGAACCUGUGGCAGAACAGAAGAGAAUAAACAAGAGGGAAAUUAAUUACUGGAAGGAAAAAAAAAAAGCCUGCUCCCAAGGAUGUCUGUGGACACUCUGGAUCCAUCUUCACGGAGACUGACCAAAAUGCCCGAUACACAAUCAUCUACAGGCCCCCGCAAGCCAAGUGCAGUAGAGCGCCUGGAGGCGGACAAGGCCAAGUACGUCAAGAGCCAGCAGGUGGCACUGAGCAAGCAGAUGCCAGUUGUCCGCAAACCACUGAUGGCCCCUGACAACAGCAGGCAACUUCGGCCAGGGGCCAUGCAGCCAACUCGAAAGACUCCAACCAGGUCCACUGCAAAGUGUGAGGCUCCACCACUGGACUUAAAGCACUUGAGCAACUUGAUUAAUGGAGUUAGUGAUACCAUUGUACUUUCCACACGUCUACAGUCAGACAGUCCUGAGAAAACGGACAAGUCUGAAGGCUUCAACCCAUCCCAGCUUCUUGCCCCGAUUUCAACAUUGGAUGAAGAGCCCUCCAUCAAGUCCAUUUCAUCUUCAGUGCCUCCAGUGAAGUUGUUAGCAGAUGGGUCAGGAACCAACGUGUCUUGCACGGUUACAGUCCGGAGGGUGGAUGUUAGGCCACAGGUGCCACAGAUGAGGAAGCCACGUACACCACAGCAACAGAACCGUCCACCUUUGCAACUGCCCGAGCAACGCGUCCACUCACAGCUUCUGCAACUGCUCAGGCCAUACACCCAGCCUCAACCACAGCCGCUAAAACCCAUUGGCAUCAUAAGCAGGCGAGAUGUAGUUAUCCCCAAAUUGAUUCCACUUAAAACCUCCACAAGUCCGGUUGAAACUUUGCCUUCUGCAGAACCCCUGAAGAGCCCAACUCCUGCUUUGCUCUCUCCGGUUAGAUCCCCAAAAGAUACCAUCCCUGAUGUCCCACCACUGGCUUCUCCAGCCAUCAGAUCUUCUGCAUCCACCAGCAGUGUCCCACCACCAAGUUCUCCAGCAAUCACCCGCAAAUCCUCGGUAAGCUCCAGGAAGCGACCCUCACUCACCCGCUCCAAGUCAGAUGUCAGUGAUCGCUUCUCCCGUGCUGGUGCAGAGGUUGAACGCUUCUUUAACUACUGCGGCCUUGACCCUUCCGACUUUGAAGAGCUGGAGCCUGGCUCCGACAUUGCAUCUGUUUCACGGCUCAGGAGUGCAAGUGCCCCUGCUUCAGAGCGCUCGGCUGAAGGACAGGAGGAAGAUGAGGAAGAGGAAGCGGCUAAAGAUGAGAAACCCAGCUAUGGCAUUUCAGUAAUUGAGAGGAAUGCAAGGGUCAUUAAGUGGCUGUAUGGAAUGCGCCAAGCCAAGGAUAGCACCAAGGUUGCCAACAUGUAGAGAACAAAGGCAAGCUGCAUGGAUUAGUACUUGCUUCUUGCUGUUCUUUAAAGCACUGACAAAUUUCUUUCCAACUGAAGACUUACUAUAAAGAACUCUAUCACCUGUAGAAACAGUGAUCUUUAAGGGCUCUGAAGGGUUUAAAAGUAAUGAACAGGAUUUGGCAAUGUCAUGUGUGCUGUUGCUGAUCCUGGGACGAUAAUUGCUGGAUUUAUUGUGUACUACCCUCUCCAUCUACUUCUAGAGAACCUUACUUGGUACUUUGGAUGAACAAAAAGGUCACUAACAAAGGGCUAGAGCUUAGGUCUUCAAAGUCUGAUGUUUUUGGCAAUGGAUUUUGUAGCCAUGAUAUUAGGUGGCUGAUCAGUUACAUCAAGAGGUUAGUUACUUAACACUAAUUAGAAAAUCCAGGACCAGAAAAUGGAUUCAUGUGCCUCAUUUGAAAUCCUCUGGGCUAGAGGAUGGCUAACACAGACUGGACAUGGACAGAUGGACUACAGUCUCUGACUCUACACCAGGUGGUCCCUGAAGGUAGGGGAUUCUGAUAAAGUGGACUGCAAAUAUGCUUUUUAUGUAUUUUCAGGAAUGUCUGUUUUUGUGUUUUGUUCUUCAGCAUGAGAAAUGACCACUCCAAAUUUUGUGUUAAUGUUCUUGUAUAUGUUUUUGCGCCAAAGUGUUUGUUUUCUAUGGGUAGGGGGUUUGUGAAUGGCGUAACUCAGCAUUCUUUCGAACAGUCUUGUUUUGUAAUGUAGGGCCUCCACAUUCUGAACUGAGUGCAAGGAACUAUGUGAAUGUCCAUAACAUUGCCUUUAUAAACAGUGUUGACAUCAGAUGAUGAUGUGAUAAUGAUAGAUUGACAUAAUAAAUGUGAAUAAAUUGAA